Molecule: messenger RNA, 1607 nt
Organism: Pseudocercospora fijiensis CIRAD86
Lineage: Eukaryota; Fungi; Ascomycota; Dothideomycetes; Mycosphaerellales; Mycosphaerellaceae
Exons: 1
Coding region: 1-1224 (407 amino acids)
Biological process (GO): DNA-templated transcription
Molecular function (GO): DNA binding; zinc ion binding
Source: RefSeq, a predicted model, not a curated record
AUGUCGACCAUAUCCAACUUCCCACUGCUGGCUGCUGCAAAGCGUGACAACAUCAAUGCUCUUCUCAUAGGCUCCUUCAUCGCCAUCGACAUGUCCAAACCAUUACUUGCAUGGAGCCUCAAUGGAGCUGCUCUGAGGAUGUGUCAAACGCUCGGGUAUCAACGCAAAAUGACCAAGUUGCCACAAGAGGAGCAGGACCGAAAUGGCAUGCUGUUUUGGAAUUGCUAUAUGAUGGAUCGGAACACUUCCUUGCGACUAGGUCGGGCACCACAGAUGCCUGACUAUGACAUUACCGUGCCUCUCCCUCGCCUUUGCCCUACCUUCUCCGACGCUCUCGUCCACAUGCAAAAUUUCUGGAUCGAAGGCGCCAGAAUCCAAGGCGUAAUCAGCGAGAAACUCUACAGUCCCAGAGCCUUGACAGAAUCCCAAGAACACCGAGCCUCCAUCGCCAAAACCCUCGUCACUGAUCUCGAAAGAGCCUUCGACUUGAGAAUCAAGGCUCAGGACAUUAUCCUGCCACCCAAAGACAAAGAACAGUGUCCAUCGCUGGAGCCGAUUUUGGCCGGGGAUACCAUCGCGCAUUGGAGUAUGAUGACACUAGUCCUACAAGCAGUGGCCACUUCACCCGAAGCCAAAGCAGAGGCACUGACCGCGGCUCGAACUACUCUACGCCUCAGCAGAGACUUGACACAAACCCACAAAGGCAACGUCUAUGCCUGGGCCAUGUAUUGCAACUGGGUCGCCCUACACUCCCCCGUCAUGACAGCCUUCACAACACUCUUCUCGAACGCGAUCGCAAACUUCCAGGGCCCGGCAGAAGACAUGGAAUUAAUGGAAGCGUUUGUCCGUUCCCUCGAACCAGUGCGCGCAAGAUUCGAAGGCAUCGACAAAUUCUACCAACUCUGUUCCGUCUUCUACGAAGUCGCCGCCAGUUGCGUCCGGCUGAAACAACAGCAAGCAGAAGCGCAGAAAACCUUGCCCAGCAUCCCCGAGGCCGUCACCUCGACGGGCGAAACCAUGACGCUGAAUGAUUUCGAUCAAUAUCUUUCCGCCAUCGGUCUCCCGUUACAGGAUUCCGCGAUGAAUCCGCUCCCCGACAGCAGUUCUUUUGGCGGCAACAAUGCGAAUUUCUUGCAGGAUUGGUAUAAUGCCAAUACUUCGCUUUACGGAUUGCUGGAUCAGGAUUUUACGAGUUUCAAUGAUAUGGCGUUCGAUGCCCAGUAGUGAAGCGAUCCAGGCAUACUUCACGCAUCAACCCCGUUGCAAGUCCCGGCGUUCACAAAUCUAAAUCCCAUCUCUUCCGCGUGAACAGUUCAGUAACACACCAACGUCCGUCCACAUUGCGAGAUCGUAGAACGGCUGGUCUCCCGUCAAGUGGCACGCAGCGUAGAGACGGAUCAGGCCUGUGUACACGUUCUUGACGCCACAGACACGAGCUAGAAGACCAUCGGGCUGAGGCGCAUUCUUCCCGGAGAACAGCUUAAGAGACACGGAUGCAAGGAAGUUGAUUACUGAGUACUCACUAGUCAGCGCCUGUAAUCAUAAUCAUAGUCAAUAAUAAGUGAAUAAUUAGUAAUCAUAAUCACGUAAUCAUAUAAUCAGUACCU